This is a messenger RNA of Rana temporaria (common frog), 1062 nucleotides long. RefSeq names its product methyltransferase like 27 (gene METTL27). The record is from RefSeq and is a predicted model, not a curated record. The transcript has 6 exons. Bases 153 to 848 code for a protein of 231 amino acids. Gene Ontology annotation, molecular function: S-adenosylmethionine-dependent methyltransferase activity. NCBI's taxonomy places the organism in Eukaryota, Metazoa, Chordata, Amphibia, Anura, Ranidae.
UUAAGCGGUCACAGCCCGCAAUCCCGGAACGAAGACCGAAUGAAGAUGGAAGCCUCUGCAGCAGUUACAGCACGCCGCUGGAGAGUUUUGUUACAAGGUGGUGAAAUUCACAUGCAAGCCACACCCAUGUUUGUAUAACCCUGACUUCUAACAUGGAAUCAAAAACUAAGAGCCUUCAACAAGUGAGAAAUAAGGUUGCCUCGGCACACAAUGAUUGUUCCCCAGCUGAAAAGCUGCAGUUCUACAACCAAUGGGCCACCCAGUAUGAAGAGGAUGUCUUUGUACUGAAUUAUAAAGCCCCUCAUUUGGCUGCAGCUGCCUUAGCCUCUGUGUGUACUGUAAACUGUGAUUCAAAGCUGGUGCUGGAUGUGGCAUGUGGAACUGGACUUGUAGCUGAAGAGCUGCAGCGUUUCGGCUUUACCUUAUUUCAUGGCUUGGAUGGCAGUACAGGAAUGUUGGAAGUUGCCAAGAAUAAACAGCUGUAUCAAGAAUUAAAACUGUGUAUGCUGGGACAGGAUUCCCUUCCAUUUGAUUCUGAUAAAUAUGAUGCUGUUAUUAUAGUAGGAGCUCUGAGUGAUGGACAGGUCCCCGUGACCGUGGUCUUGGAACUGCUUCGUGUCACUAAACCUGGUGGUUUGGUAUGCCUCACAACUCGCAGUAACGUCUCCAACCUGAUGUACAAAGCUAACCUAGAGGAAGUCAUGUCUGAUAUGGAAAGCAAAGGACACUGGGAACAGAUAUCUGUACAGGAAGUGGAGCAGUGGGAAAAGGCUAUAUCAGAAAAGGAAGUCUCCUCGAAAUCUGAUUACAUACCUGGUGUCAUAUAUAUUUACAGAAAAAAAAAUUGACCUUUGAUAUGACAUUGAUUUUAAAUAGCAUAAUGUAAACAAUAAUGUAUAUUUUUGUAAUAUCAUUAUUUGAUAAAUAUAAAUAUAUUUGGACAGUCAACAGAUUUUGAACAUUCAACAUCUAGAGAGAUUUGGAGGAAUGAUUUAAUUUUAAGGUUUUACUGUGGAUUGGAAUUAUAGAGAUUUUGAAAAUAAAUUGUAAGUUCUGUCUAAA